CGUCACCGGAACAGCAUGGGGGCACGAGAGGCUGUAGAAAUGAAUGGGUGUAAAAAGUGUGCGUGUUGACACUAUCAGCAUUAAAUGCAACGUCGAGUUUUAGGUAGAUAAACACAGCCAAGCCUCACGGACUCAGCAAUGGAGUGUGACAUUUUGGACUCGUUAGAGCAGCUGGGCUAUGACGGUCCUCUCCUGGAUGAGAAGGCGCUGCUCGGAGCCGCAGAGGGAGGGCUGUCCUCUCAGGAAUAUGUGGACCUGUGCAGGUGGUUGUCAUCCAGGUUAAAGCCGCUGUGUGACCUGGAGGAGAGCAUUACAUCCGGUCCAGACGACAUAGACAGCCUCCGGGUUGAGAUGAGCGGUUUGUUGAAGGAGCUGCACUGUCCUUAUGAAGAAGUCGUUGCAAGCCUCCUCAAAGGCGGCGUGAGAAGCACAAAAGAUCGUCUCAAGUUUGUCUUGUUUCUCAGCUCUGAGCUUCAGUCGGCUCAGAUUGUGAGGAGUAGACGAGUCUCUGAGAAACGGCAAGAUGAGAAUCCGGUGUAUGAGGAGCUCGUGGCAAUCUGUGACACACUGAAGCUGCCGGAGCCCAGAGGAUCAGGCGCAGCAGGAGUCCUCUCCCAAAUACAAAACAAGGUUGAUAAGGUACUUAAAGACCUUCCAAAUGACUCUGUUGGAAAUCCAGUGCUGAAGAAAUCUCUCAGCAGUGAACAGUGGGAGAAGUUGCACAACAUCAACACAGUCCUGUCUUCAGAGUAUGAGUGUCGACGCAGGAUGCUGAUCAAACGGCUGGACGUCACGGUUCAGUCAUUUGGGUGGUCAGACAGAGCCAAGGUAAAGGUGGACAGCAUGGCGAAGGCCUACCAGCCUAAGAGACACUCUCUGAAGCCACAGUCCACAGUGGACAUGGCCAAGCUGCUGGCUGCCAGAGAAGACAUCUGCAAUGUGGUGAAGACCAGCAGCGGCUCCAGCAGAGAGAAAACUGCUUGUGCUGUCAAUAAGGUGCUGAUGGGGAGAGUUCCAGACCGAGGAGGACGUCCCUCAGAGAUAGAAGCCCCGCCUCCCGAGAUGCCACCCUGGCAGAAAAGACAAGAUGGUGGAGGUGGUGGUGGAUGGGGAGGCCGUGGUGGCAGAGGAGGUGGAGGAGGAGGCUGGGGACACGGAGGAGGAGGAGGUGGUGGUGGUGGUUGGAGAGGAGGCGGAUGGAACCGAGGAGGACAUAGUGGACAUGGUGGAUAUGGAGGACACGGAGGGAAGAGAGGACGCUACCAGUAUUAAUUUUUACAGAUUUUCUCUUGUGUUUUAUAGUGAGUGAUUCACAUGAACUCAGGUUUCUGUGUUUUCUAUGGAGCAUGAACAUGAGUUUAUUAAAAGACGGACGGAUGGACUUGGCGGCCUCAGUGAUAUAAAGAGUAGUAUAUAAUGUACACAAUUAGUAUGUAGUAUGAAAUUUGGAUAUAGUUAAUGUUUUGAUUAGGUGAGAAUACAAGAUGAAAAAUUCAUCACACAAAAAACAUUUAACCAGCAUAAAUGUUUAAACUUUUCCACUUAAGUGUUAGAGGGAUGUAGGGACAGAAUGAAGAACGUUGAGGACAGGCACAUGUGGACAACAGAUAAACAAAAACUAACCAAGAAAAAAAAAACAUCCAUGUGCAACCCGAUGACUGAAACUGCUGCUGUCUAUUCGAGAACAAGCUGAGGGACAAAAUAAGAAGACUGGACCGAAACACAGGAAGGUUCAACUUCUGAAUCAUACUGUAUUUCCACUGUGUCAAGGAUAAGAGACUCACUCUUAAAAAAAAAAAAAAAAAAAGAAAAAGAUAUUACACAUUUCAGACUGUAAAGUCCUCAAAGAUUCUGUACCAGCUAAUGUAUAUGAUUAUGACUGUGAUUGUUUCUAACCUCUGAAUUUAUUUAAUAAAGACCACUAAUGUAAACACCC
This is a messenger RNA of Toxotes jaculatrix (banded archerfish), 1936 nucleotides long. RefSeq names its product family with sequence similarity 98 member B (gene tslig3b). The record is from RefSeq and is a predicted model, not a curated record. The transcript has 8 exons. Bases 139 to 1272 code for a protein of 377 amino acids. Lineage: Eukaryota; Metazoa; Chordata; Actinopteri; Toxotidae. Gene Ontology annotation, cellular component: tRNA-splicing ligase complex.